Molecule: messenger RNA, 6039 nt
Organism: Orcinus orca (killer whale)
Lineage: Eukaryota; Metazoa; Chordata; Mammalia; Artiodactyla; Delphinidae
Gene: LMBR1
Product: limb development membrane protein 1
Exons: 20
Coding region: 176-1693 (505 amino acids)
Biological process (GO): signal transduction
Molecular function (GO): transmembrane signaling receptor activity
Source: RefSeq, a predicted model, not a curated record
CGGCUUCUUCUGAGGCGGCGGUUGAGGCAGCGCCCGGUGUCUUGGUCGCGGUCUGUGCAGCGGCAGGCUGCUCCCGUCCCGGCCGGCGGGGCGGCCGUCCAGCCCCUCGGGCCGGCAGGCGAUGGUGCGGUGGAGUGCGCGGACGCGGGCGGCGUGGCGGCGGGCAUGAAGGAGGAUGGAAGGGCAGGACGAGGUGUCGGCGCGGGAGCAGCACUUCCACAGCCAAGUGCGAGAGUCCACGAUCUGUUUCCUUCUCUUUGCCGUUCUCUACAUUGUCUCCUACUUCAUCAUCACAAGAUACAAGAGAAAAUCAGAUGAGCAAGAAGAUGAAGAUGCCAUAGUCAACAGGAUUUCGUUGUUUCUGAGCACGUUCACUCUAGCAGUUUCAGCUGGGGCAGUUUUGCUUUUACCCUUCUCAAUAAUCAGCAAUGAAAUCCUGCUUUCUUUUCCUCAAAACUACUAUAUUCAGUGGCUAAAUGGCUCCCUGAUUCAUGGUUUGUGGAACCUUGCUUCUCUCUUUUCCAACCUUUGUCUAUUUGUGUUGAUGCCCUUUGCCUUUUUCUUUCUGGAAUCAGAAGGUUUUGCUGGCCUGAAAAGGACUAAGGUCAAAGGGGAGAAUCAGCUUGAGGAGGGGUAUAAGAAGGGAAUCCGAGCCCGAAUUUUAGAAACUCUGGUCAUGCUUAUUCUUCUGGCCUUGCUUAUUCUUGGGAUAGUGUGGGUAGCCUUGGCGCUCAUUGACAAUGACGCUGCGAGUAUGGAAUCUUUAUAUGAUCUCUGGGAUUUCUACCUACCUUAUUUAUAUUCCUGUAUAUCAUUGAUGGGAUGUUUGUUACUUCUCUUGUGCACUCCAGUUGGCCUCUCCCGCAUGUUCACAGUCAUGGGGCAGCUGUUGGUGAAGCCAACAAUUCUUGAAGACCUGGAUGAACAAAUUUAUAUUAUUACCCUAGAGGAAGAAGCAAUUCAGCGACGACUAAAUGGACUGUCUUCAUCAGUGGAACACAAUAUAACGGAGUUGGAACAAGAACUUGACAAUGUAAAGAUUCUUAAGACAAAAUUAGAGAGGCGCAAAAAGGCUUCAGCAUGGGAAAGAAACUUGGUGUAUCCUGCUGUUAUGGUUCUCCUUCUUAUUGAGACAUCCAUUUCGGUCCUCUUGGUGGCUUGUAAUAUUCUUUGCCUGUUGGUUGAUGAAACAGCAAUGCCAAAGGGAACAAGGGGGCCUGGAAUAGGAAAUGCUUCUCUUUCUGCUUUUGGUUUUGUGGGAGCUGCACUUGAAAUCAUUUUGAUAUUCUAUCUUAUGGUGUCCUCUGUUGUUGGUUUCUAUAGCCUCCGAUUUUUUGGAAACUUUAUUCCCAAGAAGGAUGACACAACGAUGACAAAGAUCAUUGGGAAUUGUGUGUCAAUCUUGGUCUUGAGCUCCGCACUGCCUGUUAUGUCAAGAACACUGGGAAUCACUAGAUUUGAUCUACUUGGAGACUUUGGAAGGUUUAAUUGGCUGGGAAAUUUCUAUAUUGUGUUAUCCUACAAUUUGCUUUUUGCUAUUAUGACAACAUUGUGUCUGGUCAGAAAAUUCACCUCUGCUGUACGAGAAGAACUUUUCAAGGCCCUAGGGCUUCAUAAACUUCACUUAUCAGAUACUUCAAGGGAUCCAGAAACCACAAAGCCUUCUGCGAAUGGGCAUCAGAAAGCACUGUGAGACCCGCAGUAGCGCCCUGCAAUCAAGAGCCUGAGCGCCCCGAACCUGUGACGUUCCCGUCGGUCAGGGGUGUUUCCUGCUGACUGUGGCCCGCGUUUAUGGCCUGGGCCUGUCGGUGUCGUUUUCAUAAUCUAAGAGCUCGGCUGUUGCAGGUCUUCUUCUUUUUACCUUUGGGGCGGCCCUUGUAGUUCCCAGCCAGGUGCAGCCUCCUCAGGGCGGCACGUCUUCUGGGGCCAUGUUUGCUUGCAUCAGUUAUGCGCCCAUAUGAGAGUGUUAGAAAAGGCCAACUUUGGGGCUUUCUAAGGAUUCACUUAAAUCUUGUUAUAUAUUCCAUUCAAAAUGAAUUCCAUUCAUGCCCUACAUGAAAGGGUAUCCUUGGUACUUAGAUGUGAAAUUUCUGCAAAAAAUGAAAGUUUGUAGAUGAUAUUGCUGUGGGUACAUUGGAACUGUAAAUGGUUGCAAAUUAUAUUUUUCACUUCCUUAAAGAAAAAACAAAAGCAUAGUUCUGAUUUAUGUUACAGAAUGAUAUUGAUUGGACUUUGAGUCAAGGGAAAAAUACAAAAUUCUUUUAAAACUUGAGCCUUGGUAGGAUGCCACAGGAAUACCUCCUACUGUCCAGUGGAAUAAGCUAUGGUAGGGAGUAUUAUGUAAUCAUACUUCUCUGACAGUUUAUGUGUAUAUAAUUCAAUAUUACCUCUCAUAACAUAGUUGCCAGUGUUGAAUACACUUGUAACUUAGAUUUUGCCUUAUAGGCUAUAUGUACACUCAGUUUUUUUUAAACAUUUUUUUCAGAACUCCCUUAAUUCCCUGUGUCCAUUAUGAACUAUAAAUGCUCUGUGGUAGACACCCCUUCUGUCGCCACAGUCUUCAGGCUUUGAUCACUUCUGUACAUGCCAAUUUAAACAUCAGACUUACGAAUGUUACCAUUUAACACCCAAAACACACAGCAUCAGCAUUCAUGAUGUAAGAAAAGUUUUGCCGUGUAUCAUGGUCUGGUGAUCAUUCAGUUAUUAAAUUGUAAAUAAUUCUUGGGAUGGGUUCUUGACUUAAGUCCACUGAAUAAAAGCUAUAACAUUAUACUCCGUGUUACCAUCCACUAGGAUCGAGUACCAGAAAUUGUGCAUGCAAAAAUAGCAGAUGGGUCCACUUGCACACAGUUCAUAUCAUGCAGCCUCUAUAAACACAUAUGUUCAUAUGUGCUGUGUGUUUGGCAACAGGUUGUGUUCAGACAAACGUAAAAGAACAGUUUUCUCAAAUUGUUGAAUUUAAAGGGUUUUUUUGGGAGAAAUUUAUGAAAAACAGGCUAUAUAUAUUUUGACAUCAAAAAUUUCCACUUAGAUCCAAUAUAAUAAGAGAAAGUAACCCAAAGCUCCAUUGUGUAUACUUCUCCUUUAUUUAUACCUCUGCAUUUCCUUCUGAUCUUCUCUUCCUGUUAAAAUGCAGCUUAGUUUUAAAAUAAAAGAACAUUUUGUGAUUCUAAACAACACUCAGUAAAUACCACCAGUCUAGUAUGGGUGAAUUUCUCAGCAUAAGAUCCACAUACUGAGAAAAUGAAUAAAAAUUGGCUGCUUUCUAAUUUUACUGGUAAUUAUACCUAUUUAAGUGUUAAUUGCAAGUUUUGAUUUUUACUGAAACUUGCUUGCUUUGAGCAGACCAGGUCAAGGGGAGAAGAGAAAAGAAUUCCUUUAAAUAAAAGAAUAUCACUUUUAACUUACACUAAUUUCAGGGCAGACAUCCAGAGGAAGAGCUUCUGGGUAUUUGUAAGAUGUCUGAAAAUUUUUGAGUAAAAUAUUAAACUUUUCAAUGUCUAUAUCAACUCUUUGUUCAUUUGAAAGUUUCUUUCCAUCAGAGGACUUAAGCCAGGUUUGGAUUAGUAAGGAGUGAAAUGUAUUAUAAAUUCCUGAAGCUCUUAGUGGAUGCUUCUUCACUGCUGUGUGGAGCAGAGGGACGGUUUUGAACCUUGGGUGCCAGAUGCCUUCUGUGGAAGCAAAUAUAGGUUGUCACAUCCUCGGUCUGCACGUAAUGACAACCACCUGAGGCUCUAGCAACACCUGGUGCAUUCCUGGUCACAAGCGCAGUCUUCCUCUUGAGUGAGACCCUUACUCUAAAUGCAGGCGCUUCUCCUGCAUGCACGCUGGAGGCUGGCAUGUGCACCUGUGGCAGAAGUGGCUGCGGCGCACUGAGGCCGAGCACUGGAGGACCGGUAAGGACAGACAGGCACCCGUGAGCUUCCUGUUACUGCAGUUGUGCGUGCAGUGGCGGGCGAGCACGAGGCCUCAGGUCCGAGGUCCCGGUGCCGGCGGUCGGACGGGCCUGAAACUGCCUUCCUUCUAAGUGGGUGGGGUACAUCACUGACUGCAUUAAAUCAAAUGCUCCUUUUAUUUUUUCUCACCACUAGGAUCUAUUUUAAAAGGGCAUUAGGCACUGCAAUCACAGAGUUUCUUGAGGAGACUGAGCCAAUUCUUAUCAUUCAUUGGUUCUACAGUAUGUAAAUAAAUUAUUUUGAAGUUAUAAAUUUUACAGAUUAUAAUGUUUGUAAUGAUUUUUACUGAUUUUCCAAGAUAUUUCUUAGAUUUAAAAUUUGUUUAGCUUUAUAUACAUUCUGUGUAAAAAUAGACCUGCUGUAAAUAUGAGACUUUAUGUGAAAAUUACACACACACACACACACACACAGGUGGCACCUUCAGUGCCACGCUGAGGGGUUGACAGUGGAUGAGAAUGAAAGCUUCCUGGUGGUUCUCAGUCUUGGGUGCGUCAAAGGUGCAUAUAUACCUGACCUUCGGGGCACCGGCUUCUGCCUGGUUUUCUGGAGCAGUCGGCCUCCCUGUGGCCUCUGUAACCACCUUAUUUGCCAGCAACACAGGCUUACAUCGCGUGAAAGCCCUAGGUGGCUUUCUAUGUUGUUAGCAGUAUUUAGUAUAUAAAGGCAGAGUUCUUAAAAUAAUUUUUUUUAAGUAUGAGGAUACAUGCAGUACUGACUUCUUAAACUUUUAAAAAAUUGGUAUGAUGUUACUUUAAAAAUAAUGUUUGGAUGCACUGGCAAAUUAUUUUUGUUUACGGAGUGUUUUGUUUACAGGUUAUCAGGCUUGUUUCUGUGAGAUACUUUUAGUGUGACUUUUUAAAUGUCUCAGAAAUUAAAGUUUUACAAAAAGUGAUUUCAUAUUUUGGUUUACAAGUACUCAAAUGUGUUUUUUAUUUUUAAUCUUAAAUACCAUCAUGGCUAAAACUUAAGAGUGUAUGUAGGUUAUUUUCAUUUCAGUUUUAUAAAGGGCAAUAACUAUUCUUAUGGAAUGUUGAACUGAGGGAGGAGUGGAUAUUUUCUCUCCUUUUUGUUGGGGAGUUUUUGAUCAAUUUCUUGCAACCUAAAAUGUAGCAUCAAUAAUUGAAAUCAUGUAUGUUAUUUCUUUGACUUAUUUAGGUUUGAUGUCUCUAAUUUCUUCCAUUGAAGGACUGAGCCAUAUACCUGAUUGUGGUGUGAGCAGCUUAAUCCAGAGUGCUUGGAAGGCAAAGGCCUUUAGCAUGUGGUUCAUUCACUGACAAACAGAAGCCUCUACGGCAGUGGCUUUCAGACUUCUGACCAGAGUAAAAGGGGCAGGACCUGCGGUUGUGAAAAAGCGCGAGGAAACAGUAGCCAUAGUUAUCUACCAAUCUGAAAGGGGGGGAAUCACACCUGUGUACCAUGUAGUGGAAAACGCCAGGUGGCUUCUGUAUCUGUGUGCCAGAAGCCAAGUUCACCAAGCUCAGGGAACACAUCUGGAUCUAAGGCAGUUUGCAGCCAAGCCCAGCUGAGCCACCACAGAGCAGGCGGCCCCCAUCCAACAGAUAAGUAAUAAACGCUGCUUGUCCUAAGCAUUUUUACAGCAGUGGGACGAUAAAAUCAUACUCCCUGAGAAAAUGAAACAAAACCGGGAUUUACUAAUCAAAAUGAUAAUAAACUAAAUACCCAACCACUUGGAAAGGUAAAAAUGGUAUUUGUAAAUAAUUCCAGAAAUUUAUGGAUUAUACACGGAUUUAAAUAGCAUCACAGACUUUCCCUCUCCCAAGUGAGUCCUCCACCAAACUCAUGCUGCUUAGGGCCCCAACUUUUUCUUGGACAACGACCCAUUUUCAAAUGAGACCUGAAGAGGCUGUGAUGUAAUCGUAGAAAAGUCCGCGUGGUGUUUGUGGCUUGACCUGAGAAUGUGCUGUCGUCUUCAAACCGUCCAGAGAAGCAGCUACUCCACUGAAGUGCUUUUUUUUUUUUUUUUUUUACUGUUCUGUGCUUGUAACUUGGUCUCCCCAAGGCUUUGUUGGGCAUGCUGUUCCAGAAGACUUGUCAAUAAGAGAAUUACCUGAUGUGCCAUUGA